GCCUCUCUCAUGGGCUGUCUUACUCAUAAACGCCCUCACCUUUUGCUGUAAAAGCCCAAGUGUGGGUUAUAACUUUUUUAUUGCAAAUCAAUCUCCCUCGUUUGCUAUCACGUCCUAAUAUCCUAUGCGAAGCUCCCUUCCCUUCCUAUGAAAAACAUAUCCUCCAUUUCAGUUUGAUACUUACUCUUCUGAAUUAAGGAUAUGAAAAGACUGAAUUUUCUCUGGAAUGUCUCCAAAAAUUUCUUCACAUGUGGAAUUAUAGGCCUUACCAUAUCAGAUCGUUAUAUCAGUAUUGUCCCCAUUCGAGGUGGUUCUAUGUCUCCAACUUUCAAUCCCCAUUGGAGCACUUCUGUGAAAACAUAUUCUGGUGACCGUGUAUUGGUGGAGAAAUUGUGCCUGGAUAAGUACAAGUUCUCACUUGGCGACGUUGUAGUUUUCUGCUCCCCCAGUAAUCACAAGGAGAAAUGUGUAAAAAGAAUCACUGCAUUGCCAGGUGACUGGGUCAGUUCACCUUACUCCUAUGAUGCUGUGAAGAUUCCAGAUGGACAUUGUUGGGUUGAAGGCGAUAAUUCAGCUUCUAGUUUGGAUUCAAAAUCCAUUGGCCCGGUCCCUUUGGGUUUAAUAAAGGGAAGGGCCACCCACAUUAUAUGGCCUCCACAAAGAAUUGGUAAAGUCGAGCAAACAAUUCCCAGAGGUAGAAUUGACUUCUAAAUGUUGUCAUCCGGAUUCCUGUUGUGCUGAAAGUAGAGUUAUUCAUCUAACUUCGACCUCUUCAUGGGAAAGAUCUUCUCCGCGGGAAUGAUAUAUGGAUGAGCUGUUAUUCUAGUUUUGCUAUUGCCCUAGUUCAAAAGUGGACUAUUGUAUUUGAAUCCUUAAUAUUUCUUUUUAUCACACUAUCAUACGCCCUUGAGGCCUAAAUGGACUGCACAUAAUCAUCUCAAUGAACAACAUGAGUGUCGACCCCCACAUCACUCGCUAGUAGUCAGGUCGUUUUUGGUUGAGAAGAGGUAUUGGAUUUAAAUCCCGUUUGUUAAGGUAUCAUUUUUUAAUUUUUGAUAUUAUAUGUGAUGUGAUAUGAAGUGUUUGGUUGAGUGGUGGAAUAAAUAUUUUAUAUUUAAAAUAA
Daucus carota subsp. sativus is the source of this 1123-nucleotide messenger RNA. RefSeq lists its product as uncharacterized. Gene Ontology annotation, molecular function: serine-type endopeptidase activity. Lineage: Eukaryota; Viridiplantae; Streptophyta; Magnoliopsida; Apiales; Apiaceae. The record is from RefSeq and is a predicted model, not a curated record. The coding region runs from base 202 to 711 and encodes 169 amino acids. Gene Ontology annotation, cellular component: mitochondrial inner membrane peptidase complex; membrane. The transcript has 5 exons.